Molecule: messenger RNA, 5064 nt
Organism: Caenorhabditis bovis
Lineage: Eukaryota; Metazoa; Nematoda; Chromadorea; Rhabditida; Rhabditidae
Source: the annotation of a GenBank genome assembly
AUGUCUGGACCUCUUCCGAUCAAGUUCCAUGAGCAUCUACAGCUUACAAAUGUUGGAAUUCGUCCUCCUAACAUCACAUUUGCGAAUGUGACUAUGGAGUCUGACAAGAACAUCGUUGUCAGAGAGAUGAUUGGCGAUCAGCAGCAAGUUGUGAUCAUCGACAUGGCAGAUCCAUCGAAUCCAACAAGACGUCCGAUUUCAGCCGACUCUGUAAUUAUGCAUCCAACCGCCAAAAUUUUGGCCCUCAAAUCUGCGAAAACACUCCAGAUUUUUAAUAUCGAAUUGAAAGCCAAGGUCAAGGCUCAUCAGAACGCCGAAGACGUUGUCUAUUGGAAAUGGAUUAACGAGAAGACAAUUGCUCUUGUUUCGGAUACGGCCGUUUACCACUGGUCUAUUGAAGGCGAUGCUCCCCCAAUAAAAAUGUUCGAUCGCCAUCAAUCUCUUGCUGGCACCCAGAUUAUCAACUACCGUGCUGAUGCCGACAACGUAUGGCUCGUCCUAGUGGGAAUAUCUGCGAAGGAUAACCGUGUUGUCGGAAACAUGCAGCUGUACAGUACCGAACGAAAAGUUUCGCAGCCGCUCGAAGGCCAUGCGGCAUGCUUUGUCCGCUUCAAGGUUGAUGGAAAUCCGCAUCCAUCGAAUUUGAUCGUGUUUUCCGUUAAAAAUGAAGCUGGAGGUAAGCUUCACAUCAUCGAAGUUGGCACACCACCAGCUGGCAAUCAACCAUUCCAAAAGAAGAAUGUCGAUGUGCCGUAUACAACGGAAACUGCUCAAGAUUUCCCGGUUUCGAUGCAGGUUUCGGCGAAGCAGGGCAUCGUAUACCUCGUCACGAAGCAUGGAUUUGUGCACUUGUAUGAUAUUGAAAGUGGAGCUCGCAUCUACUCAAACCGUAUCUCAACUGAUACAGUGUUUGUUACUUGCGAGUAUACCGCCACCGGAGGAAUAAUGGGAAUAAACCGAAAAGGACAAGUGCUUUCUGUUUCGAUUGAUGAGACGAAUUUGGUUCCAUUCGUUACCAACAGCCUUCAAAAUCCUGACCUUGCGUUGAAAUUGUCUGUGAGAUGUGAUUUGCCGGGAGCCGAAGACUUGUUUGUUCGCAAGUUCAAUUUGUUGUUCAGCAACGGACAAUUCAGCGAAGCUGCCAAAGUGGCUGCAUCGGCACCACAAGGCGUUUUGCGUACUCCAGCAACUAUUCAGAAGUUCCAACAAUGCCCAGCAACUGGUGGCGGACCAUCGCCGCUUUUGCAAUAUUUCGGAAUCCUUCUCGACCAAGGAAAAUUGAACAAAUACGAAACUCUGGAAUUGUGCCGUCCUGUGCUCGCUCAAGGCCGCAAAGAGCUUAUCACUAAGUGGCUCAACGAUCAAAAGUUGGAAUGCUGCGAAGAGCUUGGAGAUUUGAUCCGCCCAACCGAUCCAAACACAGCUCUUUCUGUGUAUCUCCGUGGAAACGUGCCGCAUAAAGUUGUUCAAUCGUUCGCCGAGACUGGACAAUUCGACAAGAUCAUAUUGUACGCCAAGCGUGUUGGAUUCCAGCCGGAUUAUUUGCUCCAACUUCGCCAGAUCUUGCGGUCGGGAAAUCAAGAAGCCGGAGCCAAGUUUGCCCAGAUGUUGGUCUCUGAGAGCGAAAACGGCGAACCUCUCGCUGAUUUGACCCAGAUCAUCGAUUGUUUCAUGGAAGUCCAAGCUGUUCAGCCGUGCACGUCGUUCUUGCUUGAAGUUCUCAAGGGCGACAAGCCGGAAGAGGGCCAUCUUCAGACGAGACUUCUUGAAAUGAAUUUGCUUGCUGCGCCAGCUGUCGCUGACGCUAUUUUGGCGAACAAGAUGUUUUCGCAUUACGACCGUGCUGCAAUUGGUCAACUCUGCGAAAAGGCUGGACUUCUCCAAAGAGCUUUGGAGCAUUUCACCGACUUGUACGACAUCAAGAGAACUGUUGUUCAUACUCAUCUCUUGAAGCCAGACUGGCUCGUUGGAUACUUCGGAAGCCUCUCGGUUGAAGAUUCUAUUGAGUGCCUCAAGGCGAUGCUCACUCAGAACAUUCGUCAAAACUUGCAAGUUGUUGUCCAAAUCGCCUCAAAAUACCACGAGCAACUCGGUGCUGAUAAGCUUAUUGAGAUGUUUGAGAGUCACAAAUCCUACGAAGGUCUUUUCUACUUCCUCGGUUCGAUUGUGAACUUCAGCCAAGAUCCGGAAGUUCAUUUCAAGUAUAUUCAGGCUGCUACGCGCACUGGACAAAUUAAGGAGGUUGAAAGAAUCUGUCGUGAAUCUCAAUGCUACGAUGCGGAAAGAGUUAAGAACUUCUUGAAGGAGGCCAAGCUCACUGAUCAGCUUCCGCUGAUCAUUGUUUGCGAUCGUCACAACAUGGUCCACGAUUUGGUCCUUUACUUGUACCGCAACCAACUUCAGAAGUACAUCGAGGUGUUUGUCCAAAAGGUCAACGCCGCUCGUUUGCCGAUAGUUGUUGGAGCUCUUCUUGACGUCGACUGCAGCGAAGAUGCAAUCAAGCAAUUAAUCAUCAACACCCGCGGAAAGUUCGACAUUGAUGAGCUUGUUGAGGAGGUUGAGAAGCGUAACCGUUUGAAACUUUUGAGCCAUUGGCUCGAGUCUCGCAUUCAAGAAGGAGCAACUGAUGCCGCUACUCACAAUGCUGUGGCCAAGAUUUACAUUGAUUCAAACAACAAUCCGGAUCGUUAUUUGAAGGAGAAUCCGUAUUAUGACAGCAAGGUCGUCGGAAAGUAUUGCGAGAAGAGAGAUCCUCACUACGCUUUCCUCGCUUAUGAACGCGGGCAGUGCGAUGCUGAGCUCAUCAAUGUGUGCAACGAGAAUUCGCUAUUCAAGAACUUGGCUCGUUAUCUCGUCAAAAGAAGAGAUUUUGGACUCUGGGAGCAAGUGUUGAACGAGGAGAACGUCUACCGUCGCCAGUUGAUCGACCAGGUUGUGCAAACUGCUCUUUCGGAGACUCAGGAUCCCGAAGACAUUUCGGUUACUGUCAAAGCUUUUAUGGCUGCUGAUUUGCCAAACGAACUCAUUGAACUUUUGGAGAAAAUUGUUUUGGAUAACUCUGCAUUCUCCGAGCAUCGCAAUCUUCAGAACUUGCUCAUUCUUACAGCUAUGCGGGCGGAUCGCACUCGUGUGAUGGAGUACAUUCAGAAGCUUGACAACUAUGAUGCUCCGGACAUUGCAAAUAUUGCUAUCACUUCUGAGCUGUACGAGGAAGCGUUCGCCAUCUUCAAGAAAUUCGACGUCAAUUCGAGUGCCAUUAAUGUUCUUAUUGAAAAUGUCAACAACUUGGAUCGCGCCUACGAAUUUGCCGAGAAAUGCAACCAAUCCGAUGUUUGGGCGUCGUUGGCUAAGGCUCAGCUUAAGCAGGAUCUUGUCAAGGAAGCUGUCGAUUCUUUCAUCAAGGCUGAUGAUCCAGGAGCAUACAUGGAGGUGGUUAACAAGUGUUCUCAAACUGAGCAUUGGGAAGAUCUCGUUCGUUACCUUCAAAUGGCCCGCAAGAAGUCCCGCGAGUCGUACAUUGAAACAGAACUCGUAUACGCGUUGGCUAAAACUGGACGUCUUGCUGAGCUUGAAGAGUUCAUCGCUGGACCAAAUCAUGCCCAAAUUGGGCAAAUCGGGGAUCGCUGCUUCGAUAAUGGAAUGUUCGAAGCUGCGAAGAUUUUGUUCAACAACGUCUCGAAUUUCGCCAAAUUGUCGGUAACUCUCGUUCGUCUCGGAGAAUACCAAGGAGCUGUUGAUGCUGCGAGAAAGGCUAACAGCACAAAGACAUGGAAGCAGGUUUGCUUUGCGUGCGUCGAAAAUGGAGAGUUCCGUUUGGCUCAAAUGUGUGGAUUGCACAUCGUUGUUCAUGCCGAUGAGCUUGAGGAACUUAUCAAUUUCUACCAAGAUCGCGGACAUUUCGAAGAGCUCAUCUCGUUGCUCGAAGCUGCCCUUGGUUUGGAACGCGCCCAUAUGGGAAUGUUCACCGAGUUGGCAAUUCUCUAUUCAAAAUACAAACCGGAGAAGAUGAGAGAGCAUUUGGAGCUUUUUUGGAGUCGUGUCAACAUUCCGAAAGUGUUGCGUGCUGCGGAACAGGCGCACUUGUGGGCUGAGUUGGUAUUCCUUUACGACAAGUACGAGGAAUACGACAAUGCCGCGUUGACAAUGAUCCAACAUCCGACCGAGUCGUGGCGUGAACAGCAUUUCAAGGAAGUUAUUGCUAAAGUGGCAAAUGUCGAGCUGUACUACAAGGCUAUGCAGUUCUACUUGGACUACAAACCGCUUUUGCUCAACGACUUGUUGACUGUUCUCUCUCCAAGACUCGAUCAUUCCAGAACUGUUACCUUCUUCAACAAACUGAAGCAAAUUCCGCUUGUCAAACCAUACCUUCGUCAAGUUCAGCCUUUGAACAACAAGGCUAUCAACGAGGCUCUCAACCAGCUAUUGAUCGACGAAGAGGACCAUGCUGGUCUUCGUGCUUCUAUUGAAGCCCAUGACAACUUUGACAACAUUUCGUUGGCUCAGCAACUCGAGAAGCAUCCACUUGUUGAAUUCCGUCGAAUUUCGGCCUAUCUCUUUAAGGGUAAUAAUCGCUGGAAGCAGUCAAUUGAGUUGUGCAAGAAGGACAAGCUCUACAAGGAUGCUAUGGAAUACGCAGCGGAGUCGAGAAACGGCGAACUCGCUGAAGAGUUGCUCUCGUUCUUCUUGGAAGAGAAGCUUCAUGACUGCUUUGCUGCUUCUCUUUAUCAUUGCUAUGAUCUUCUCCAUCCAGAUGUCAUCAUGGAGCUCGCCUGGAAGCACAAGAUUAUGGAUUAUGCUAUGCCUUACAUGAUCCAGGUCAUGCGCGACUACCAGACGAGACUUGAGAAGUUAGAGAGGUCGGAGGCCGAGAGGAAAGAGGAGAAGGCUGAGCAGCAACAGCAAAAUGGAAUGACAUUGGAGCCUCAGUUGAUGCUCACAUACGGAGCGAGCGCAAUGCCACCACCUGCAGCCAUGGGAUACCCUGGUGCUCCACCUGCUGGUUUCGGAGGAGCUCCAUUUGGACAGCAAUCUCAGUCACCAUAUGGUGCUCCUGGAUUUAUGUAA